Messenger RNA from Phasianus colchicus (ring-necked pheasant), 5742 nucleotides. It is a transcript of the gene UNK, whose product is annotated as unk zinc finger. Gene Ontology annotation, biological process: cell morphogenesis involved in neuron differentiation. Lineage: Eukaryota; Metazoa; Chordata; Aves; Galliformes; Phasianidae. Gene Ontology annotation, molecular function: metal ion binding; mRNA CDS binding. The record is from RefSeq and is a predicted model, not a curated record.
UGUUAAAGUCGGCGGCUGAUUGGAUAUUGUGAGACGAGAAGGGGCCAAUAGACGUCGGGCGGGCGCUCUGCGCGCUGAUUGGACGAAACGGGGCACGGUUUGGAUCCUACCCUUUGUUGCAAAGCUCCACAAUGGGAAGUCAAUAGGAGCGGGGCGAGCGGCGGCGGGGCGCGGCGGGGCGGCGGGCGGUGGAUUCCUGGCUCCCCGGGCCUCAGCGGGCGGUCCCGGUGCAAGGGCUGCUCGGCCUCGCCGCCUGCCGGCCCGCCCCCCGGCCCCGCCACAAAAUGCCUUUCGCGGCGUGCGGUGCGGAGACUGCGAGCGGCGGGGCCGGGCCGCGCCGUGGGGAAUGGCCGGGACCCCCCCGGGCGCGGGGACAGCGGGGACACGCAGGCGCUGGGCACACGCUAUGAGCUGGCUCGGCCGGUUUCCUAGGAAAGAGGUGGAGGAGCUUGUUGUGUGGGCUCACUAGGGGACUGCCCGGUUCGGCACCGUGCAGCCCCAGCCCCAUCGCGGCUCUUGUAGCAUCCGUCCUCUGGCUUUAUGAAUGGGAGCAGCUGUGUUGUGGGAUAGGAACGCUUGCCACAGGAUUUGCUUUUGAACCGGGGCUGUCCUACCGAUGUGUUGCCCUCCAAAAGGCACCGCUGCUCCCGGCCAUCGGGAACGUCACCCUGGGACGUGCGUGUCCUGGGGGAAAGCCUGGGAGCGUGCAGAUGCUGCAGCUGGGCCCCACUGCACUGCUGUUCUCCACCUCCAUAAAAUGACAUUCCCACUCACUUUGUGGGUUGUCUUCCAACUCCAAAGCUAAUUACAAAGUUUUGGGAAGUAGGAAACCAGAAUCCUUAAUGCCUGUUGGUUGCAUCUAGGAAGAUAAUAGCAAUUAAGUGAAAAGUUGUUGUAUUUUGGGGGAGGUUGCUCCCUGGAGUUGUACCUUGCUGUGUGUUGUUACGUUAUUACAUUCACAGCAGCUGUUGGGGGUGGAGGCAGGUCCUGCCCCCAUGGUCAGGAAGAACAGGUCCCAAAUGCCCCGCAGUUGUAGCACACAGAACAUGGAGUGAACACAAACAGCCACUCCCGAAGGUAUCUGCACUCAGUGCGCAGAUGCAAUCAGGCAGACUUUGCAUGAGGUUUUGCAUCCUGCCCAAAUGCCUGCAUCCCUCAGGCCAAUGCCUGGUGCAAGAGGUAGAGCAGACCUGUGGCGGCUCUGCACGUAGUGCUGAGUGUUCUUUGCUUCUCUCUUUCCUUGCGAGUCGAGCAGUGUGCUCCAACGUGGUGUGACAGGAUUGUCAUGUGCAGCUGCUGGGGGGACGCUGCCUCACGUGCAUCUCUUUGGCCCCCAACUGCCUUUGCAGGUUAAUUUUCUUUUGGUCCUGGUGAAGAAAAGCAUGAAUUACUUCUCAGAGACAAAAAGCAGCACAGCAAUAGAUGGCCCAGGAGGUGCGUAAACAGUCAUUUGCAUUUGACGUGGCUUGGAAAAUUGAGAUCUGAAAUAAAGAGCUGCCUUUUAGUCUGAGUUGUUCAUGCUUGGAAAAAAGAAAUCUAGAAAUCUGUUCUGAUAGCUUCAUAUAUUUUAAAUUUGAUGUUUUUAGAAGCAUACCAUACUAUUGCUGACGUGAGGGGACCAGAGCAUGGUGUUCGUUAUCAGGAGUUCAGAGGCAUUGCUCCUCUGAUAUUUCCUCUCCUAUUUCUGUAGCAACGAUUGCUUACACUUCUAAUUUUAGACACUUUUGAGCUUUGUUCUCUUGGAAUUAAGACUGGAGAAAAGCUGUACAUCCCAGUAGGUUAAACAGAGGAUGAGGAAAAGGCGUAUGCAGCAAAGCUGAGGAGAGAAAAUGAAUACUAUGUGUUAGCAAAGAUGUGUGCUCACAGAGGUAAGUGCACCCAGGGCACACAUAGCUGCAUACUCUGAGCACUGUCACCUGGCAGAGUGCUGCGUGUUCCCGACAGCAAAACAGAAGACAGCUGAAGAGGAAGCAGUGUCUGCACUGGCUUGUCAAGUAAACAGCAGCACACAAUGCCUGGAGUCAGUGCUUUCCGAAUCCCUGUGCUUCAGCAUUAGCAGCUGUUUGUCAAAGGUCUUUUUCCUGCAGCUUCAUCGCUGGUGGUGUUUGUGCAUUGGACACAAAGAUGCAUAUACACAUAGGUAUUAAGUGAAGGACUUCCACGUAUACUCUUCUUGAAAAGUUGCCCAACUUGAUCAGAAGCUGUAUAAUUACAGUGCUCCAGCCUCCUGGGGAGGGGUGGUACACGAAUGUGCUGUUGGUGGCACAUGGUUGAGUCCUGCAGACGCAAGGAAAGAGCUGCCAACAUCUCACAGUCAGUGCUGCACCACUGUGAGCAGCAAUUCAAAGAGCAGUUCGCCUCGAUGGCACAGACCAGCCCCGAGAGUUUAUAAUUAACACCAUUCAACCCUUGCCAAAGGUUUAAUAAACAAAUAAAGGUGCUUGCCAUUGAAACGCUUGGUGCCCUUUACCGUGCAACCAGAGCAACGGUGAGUGAAGCUGUCCCAUGUGGUGCAAGGGAUCAAAGUCCCAGCGGAGCAGCUCGGUGCUUCCUGUGGGGUGGGGUGCCGUUGUCCAGGAGGCUCCAUGUCGAGCACGGCCGGGCUGAGGCACGUAGGCCUGAGCUGACCUGGAGUCCCUGAGGGUUUUGUGUCACCUGCCCUGAGGUAGGCCGCCAGCUGCUCCCCGGAUCCUCCUCCUCACCUUCCUCCUCCUCACCUUCCUCUUCUUCAUCUUCCUCCGUUUUCUCUUUCUCCUCAUUUUCCUCCUCCUCAGCCCAGGCCCCGUCACAGGCCCGGGCCAUGGGGUAGGCCGCAGCCACCGGCCCCCACCGCAUGGGGGCGCCGUCGCGCUCUGCCCCGAACUGCAAUUCCCGUCGUCCCCCUCGCGACCGGAAGCAGCUUCCCCUACCGCCGCGGGGCGCCGCUGGGAGUUGUAGUCCCGACUUCCCGGAAGUCGCCGCAGGCCGCGUCCCGGGUUGGCGGAGAGCGCGCGCGCGGCCGGACUACAAGUCCCACCCCACCCCGCGCACCGGGGCGGCAAUGGCGGCGGCGGCGCCUGCGCGCGGCGCCCUCCGUGCGGACCGCGCAGAGUGAAUAAUAAAGGUCUCCUCGGCGGGAGCGGCGGCGGCGGGCAGGAGGCAUGUCCAAGGGCCCGGUGGCGAGCGGCCCUGCCGCGACCGGGCCGGCGAACGCCGCCAGCGCGCUGCAAGCGCAGCCCGAGAAGCCGCAGCACUACACUUACCUGAAGGAGUUCCGCACAGAGCAGUGCCCUCUCUUCGUGCAGCACAAGUGCACUCAGCACAGGCCCUACACUUGCUUCCAUUGGCACUUUGUCAACCAGCGCCGUCGCAGAUCUAUCCGCCGUCGGGAUGGGACAUUUAACUACAGCCCUGACAUUUACUGUACCAAGUAUGACGAGACCACAGGAAUCUGCCCAGAAGGAGACGAAUGUCCCUUCUUGCAUAGAACUACUGGAGACACGGAGAGGAGGUAUCACUUACGCUAUUACAAAACUGGAAUCUGCAUCCAUGAGACAGACUCCAAGGGAAACUGCACAAAGAAUGGAGUCCACUGUGCUUUUGCUCAUGGGCCCCAUGAUUUACGCUCUCCUGUGUAUGACAUCAGGGAGCUUCAGGCCAUGGAGGCUUUGCAGAAUGGUCAGACUACAUCAGAAGGUGGCAUAGAGGGUCAAUCUGCAGUUGCUGCUAGCCAUGCUAUGAUAGAGAAAAUACUCAGUGAGGAGCCGAGGUGGCAAGAUACAACGUAUGUUUUGGGAAACUAUAAGACAGAGCAGUGUAAGAAGCCGCCUCGUCUCUGUCGCCAGGGUUAUGCCUGUCCAUACUAUCACAAUAGCAAAGACAGAAGAAGGAGCCCAAGAAAACACAAAUACAGAUCUUCACCGUGUCCCAGCGUGAAACAUGGAGAUGAGUGGGGAGAUCCUAGUAAGUGUGAAAAUGGAGACUCGUGCCAAUACUGCCACACUCGCACAGAACAGCAGUUCCAUCCAGAGAUCUACAAAUCCACCAAGUGCAAUGAUAUGCAGCAGUCUGGCAGCUGUCCCCGAGGACCCUUCUGUGCCUUUGCACACGUAGAACAGCCUCCGCUCAGUGAAGAUCUGCAGCAAUCCUCAGCUGUGUCCAGCCCCACGCAGGCAGGCCCAGUGAUGUAUAUGCCAUCAGCAGCUGGUGAUUCUGUUCCAGUCAGCCCUUCCAGUCCACAUGCUCCAGACCUUAGCAAUGUGUGGAAUAAAUCAGGAACUCUGCCAACUAGCCCCACCUCCACCACAAUUCUUUGUAGGAACAGCAGUCUCGGAAGCCCAUCUAAUAUAUGUGGGUCUCCUCCUGGUGCGAUUGGAAAGCCACACAGCCUGGAGAGCAUUGGUUUUCCUCCAGAUUCAGUAACAGCAGCCGGCAGCUACAAGAAAGCACCGGGGUUUGAGCGAGAAGAUCAGGUGGGGACCGAGUAUUUGAAGAGUUUCAAAUGCCAGCAAGCAAAAAUGAAGUCCCAUUCACUGGAACACAGGAGCCAGGAGCAACCUUUGUUACAGCCCAAACAGGACAUACUGGGUAUUCUCCCAGUGGGGAGCCCACUGACAUCCAGCAUCUCCUCCAGUAUCACCUCCAGUCUGGCUGCGACACCACCAAGCCCCGCUGGCACCAGCAGUAUACCAGGCAUGAAUGCCAAUGCCCUUCCUUUCUACCCAACCAGUGACACCGUUGAGUCUGUCAUAGAGUCUGCCUUGGAUGACCUGGACCUGAAUGAAUUCGGAGUGGCUGCCCUGGAGAAGACAUUUGACAGCAGCACAGUGCCCCACACGAGUGGCAUCAUGAUAGGUGGGAGUUUGCUGCAAAGUUCUGCUCCUGUAAAUAUCCCCGGGUCCCUUGGAAGCUCUGCCUCCUUUCACUCUGCCUCUCCUUCUCCACCGGUCAGCCUCUCAUCGCAUUUCCUCCAUCAGCCCCAGGGACACUUAAGCCAAUCAGAAAACACGUUCCUGGGGACAUCAGCUUCUCAUGGAUCAUUAGGUUUAAAUGGGAUGAACAGCAGCAUAUGGGAACACUUUGCUUCGGGGAGUUUUUCGCCCAGUACCUCACCUGCAUUUCUGUCAGGUCCAGGUGCUGCGGAGCUGGCACGGCUACGGCAAGAACUGGAUGAAGCCAACGGCACAAUAAAGCAGUGGGAAGAGUCUUGGAAACAAGCCAAACAGGCUUGUGAUGCUUGGAAAAAGGAGGCAGAGGAAGCAAAUGAUCGCGCCAACACAGCUAACAUGGAAUGUGAACUGGCUCGGGAGCAGAGGGAAGCCUUGGAACUGCAAGUGAAGAAACUACAGGAGGAGCUGGAGAGGAUCCACACAGGCCAGGACCCUCAGUUUCUGCGCUCCUUCUCUGACCUGGAAACCCUCUCACUCUCUUCACUUUACACCCUCCAGAAGCAGUUGCGGGCAAACCUGGAGAAAGUUGAUAAGGCAGUAUUUCAGAUGCAGUCAGUGAAAUGCCUUAAGUGUCAGGAGGAGAACCGGGUGGUGUUACCGUGCCAACACGCAGUGCUGUGUGAGACGUGCGCCGAGGAGGACGAGUGCCCCAUCUGCCAUCCCAACAGGCCCCAUGCCCUCCAGUCGUGACCUUCCGAGGACGUUUGUUCUGAUCAUAUCAUAUAGAACUUUUUAACUUUAUACGUACGUACAUAUAUAUGUAUGUGUACAUAUAUAUAUGUAUGUGUAGAUAUAUAUAUGUAUAUAUGUGUGU